UCAAAUUACAAACACCAUAUUGACUAUGACUUCUCUCUUUUUGAGGGCUCCCUCUUAUAUUAAUUCGGCUGCUACUUCAUUUUCGCAGCCUCCCUAUCAACUCUCUCUCCCCCCCUUCAUUCUCUCUCUCUCUCUCUCUCUCUCUGCCUACAUCUUUUCCACCACAGCACCCCCUACAAAUCCGUUCAGAACCCCCUUCUGGACUUUGCUGACAGUUAGCCUAGGUUUCAACAACUUGCUGUUUUAGGAAACUCUCUUCCUCAUUGCAGGGGUGGUGGGUCUUACUCCAAAUGGGGAGGCACUCUUGUUGUUACAAGCAGAAGCUAAGGAAAGGCCUAUGGUCUCCUGAAGAAGAUGAGAAACUUCUGAGGCAUAUUACCAAGUAUGGCCAUGGCUGCUGGAGCUCUGUCCCAAAGCAAGCAGGUCUGCAAAGGUGUGGGAAGAGCUGCAGAUUGAGGUGGAUUAACUACUUGAGGCCUGAUUUGAAGAGAGGCACAUUCUCCCUACAGGAAGAGAAUCUUAUAAUUGAGCUUCAUUCAGUUCUUGGGAACAGGUGGUCCCAAAUCGCAGCACAGCUGCCUGGACGCACUGACAAUGAAAUAAAGAAUUUGUGGAACUCUUGCUUGAAGAAGAAGCUCAGGCAGAGAGGCAUUGACCCCAACACCCACAAACCCCUCUCUGAGGUUGAAAAUAGAGAAGACAGCAACCCUCCCACCGACAGCCAGGACAAAGCUUCAGGAGUAUCCAGUGAAUUGAACCUCCUCAAGGUAGACAAUUCAAAGCCAGAAGCGGCCUUGCUCGAGCAAAGAUCGUCUUCAAUCGCAACACGAGGCUAUGGAAUGGAAGUGGAAGGUUCUUCCAGCUCCAAGACAAUAAACAGCAACAACAACAAUAACAGCAACAGCAAUUUGAUGUCGCCCACACCCAACAAGGACUUCUUCCUAGAUAGAUUCAUGAUCUCUCACCAGGAAAACUCCACAGGCUGCCAACCAUCAGAUGUGGUGGGGUAUUUGGCCCCUCAGCAAUUGAAUUACCCAUCCAAUGCUAGACUCUCAAUUAACCCAACCCAACCUCUCUGGUUCUCUCAAUCCAGCAAAACAUUAGACAUGAAUUCUGAGUUCAGUUCCAAUGCUGUAUCCUCCGUUCUUUCAUCUGUCACCAGCUCACUUCUCCCUUCACCUAUGCCCUACAAGCCCUCCAUUCCUUUUCACUCUGAUAAUCCUUCAAUUCCCUCUUUCACUCUGAGUGGAUCCCGUUUCUGGGAUGCAGGUGCCUCCACCAACAGUAGCAAUAGCAGCUCUGGCAGCAGUAGCAGCGCCGAGUUGCAGAGUAACAGCUCCUUCUUUGAGAACAGCAUCUUCCCAUGGGGAUUGGCAGAUUGUAGCACGUCAGACAAAGGAGCCCAAAUCCAUAUCAUAGAAAGCGAACCGGAGGAUAUCAAGUGGCCUGAAUAUCUCCAAAAUCCAUUUUUAAUGGCAGCAGCUUUACAAAAUCAAACCCCACAACCUUUAUACAAUGAGAUAAAAUCAGAAACGCACUUCAUAACCGAGACGUCUAGUGCUAUGUGGGCUCACAGCCAGCAGCAGCAAGAACAUCUGCAAGCUCCGGAUAUCCAGAGACUCCCCGCAACCUUUGGACAUAUUUAGCUUAUAUCUUGACAUAUGGAUGUGAAGCCUCUGGUCACUUUUGGGGGGAGGGGGAGGAAUGUAUUGCAAAAUUUUCAUAUGGGAGAGAGGCUGGAUCAAAUGCUGUUUCUCAUUGAAGGUGUGUGUCACAGAUUUUUAAUUUCUCUUGUACAUAGGUCUGAUACAAACAUUUCUCACCUCUGGUUUUGGAAUAUUUGUGAGCAAGACAAUCCCUUUUUUUUUUAGCCUUUUUCUUAUCGAGUGUGGGGUAGAAUUGCAGAAUAAGGCUUGUCUCAGCAUCGGCUGCUCUUUGCCCCAUUGAAUUUACCUUAUAAUCUUGCAGUUCUAUCCAUAAACAAUCAAAAAAAAAAAAAAUCUGUUUUGGA
This is a messenger RNA of Vitis vinifera (wine grape), 2011 nucleotides long. RefSeq names its product transcription factor MYB61. The record is from RefSeq and is a predicted model, not a curated record. The transcript is spliced from 3 exons. NCBI's taxonomy places the organism in Eukaryota, Viridiplantae, Streptophyta, Magnoliopsida, Vitales, Vitaceae. Bases 291 to 1646 code for a protein of 451 amino acids. Gene Ontology annotation, biological process: regulation of stomatal movement.